AUGGGUUGUGGGUCAUCAGCAAACGUGGUACCAGCUCAGGAUGGAACAGCAAACGGUCACAAGCCGGCCAACGGACAGAACGGUGUGACAAAUGGUCACACUGAUAACGAUCACGAUGACUUACCUACUGUCGUGUUACCUGAGUCACCAAUCAAACCCAAGCCUCCAAUAGCAUUCGAGAUUCCUCUAGAAGAAAUCGAUGGGAACCGUCGCGACACCAACACGCCUCCACCACACUUACAGCGGCUGCUGCAGCCGCCCCAAGCAGAAAUAAGUCUACCAGACAUAGAAGAGAAAUUAGCUGAGGCCGAACAAAGAAGAUUAACGAUACUCCAACAACGGGCGGCGUCCGCUCAGAAAAGAGCGCAGAGGAUGAUGAGAUCCAUGCACGAGAUGGACAGACUCGACUCGGAACAUGAAGCUACCGACGCCUCCAAACACAGCAUCAAUACCCUAAGAAUUCCCCCGGAGCCAGGGGUUUGUGAAGACAAGAAUAUCACAUAAAACUUUAUAAUUGAAUUUCGACUUUAUAUUAAAUAGAUUUAUAUUCAAAUUAGUACUAUAAAUAAGUUGUACAUUCGACCUUAUUCAUAAAAAACGUCCAUACCAACACAUUUUAACAAUAACUGUUGUGAUACAACAACUAGAGGGAUUCGAUGGUCCAGCAGUUUUAGCCUUUUUUCCGAUAGUUGCCAGUUCGAUUCCUCGCACUGUACAAAUAUUUGUAUUCGUGAGUUUGAUUGUUUGUAUUGGUCUUGGUGUUUGAUAUGUAUAAUCUGUAUUUACAAAAAAAUGUAUUUAAGUAUUUCUAACAAUUCUCUAGUACCCAUAACACAAGUUUUGUAUACCUUGGGACUAGAUGGCACUGUGGAAAUUGUCCUAGGUUAUUAUUAUAUAAUUACUGUUUACAUGAAAAAUAUGUGAUAGAAAAGAUCAUAUCAGUUCAAUAUCUAAAAUAGUUUUAUUACAAUUAUUUCAAAAUGAAAUGAAUCUGCAUUUUUCUAAUAAUGUACAAGCUCAUUUGAAAAGAAUAAGAGCUGAGUUUCUUGACAAUUCUUUUUAGCUUGAAAGCAGACAGAACUGGUGGUAGAUUUGACAUAUCGUCAGAGUUUGUAAUGGACCUACUAUACUAUACUGCUAUAUUUUGAAAAUUGAUUGAUUAAAUUUGAAAUAGUUUUUUAUCGAAACUAUUAAGAUUUACAGAGUAGCCUUUGUGCGUACAUCUAUCCCUCCUAUUUGAGUCGCAAAUUACUGUCCAAGUUCAAUGGGAGAUAUGGCAGUAAAAUUACAGUGUACGA
Molecule: messenger RNA, 1298 nt
Organism: Achroia grisella
Lineage: Eukaryota; Metazoa; Arthropoda; Insecta; Lepidoptera; Pyralidae
Exons: 4
Coding region: 1-504 (167 amino acids)
Source: RefSeq, a predicted model, not a curated record